Messenger RNA from Sipha flava (yellow sugarcane aphid), 1842 nucleotides. It is a transcript of the gene Pngl, whose product is annotated as peptide-N(4)-(N-acetyl-beta-glucosaminyl)asparagine amidase. The record is from RefSeq and is a predicted model, not a curated record. The transcript has a single exon. The coding region runs from base 67 to 1809 and encodes 580 amino acids. Gene Ontology annotation, molecular function: peptide-N4-(N-acetyl-beta-glucosaminyl)asparagine amidase activity. Gene Ontology annotation, biological process: protein quality control for misfolded or incompletely synthesized proteins; protein deglycosylation; glycoprotein catabolic process. NCBI's taxonomy places the organism in Eukaryota, Metazoa, Arthropoda, Insecta, Hemiptera, Aphididae. Gene Ontology annotation, cellular component: cytoplasm; cytosol; nucleus.
UACUAUUGAUUUACGUGUAAUUAAACUUAUUUUUAUUUAAUUUUAAUUAACCACUAACGUUGAAAAAUGUUACAAAGUAUAAACGAUAUAAAAAGCAAUAGUAGUGAUAUCUGUUUUCAAGUUGUAAAUGUUUUAUUAAAACUUAUAAAUGAUAUCAUAAAUUAUCCUCAUCAACAGAAAUUCAGGAGAAUAUUCUUGGACAGUGACAUCAUUCAAAAUAAUCUUUUACCAUUUGCUGGUGCCAUGGAAUUUCUUUUUGAAAUUGGGUUUAUUUCCGAUGAAAAUUCUUUAGUGUUACCUCAAUCUAUAAGCUCAAGUUCACUAAUUAGCCAUAAACAAGAAUUAUUAAACAUUAUUUCAAAAGAAAAAAGAUUAAAAUUUACUGAAAAUAAUUUCUUAAAAGAAAUUAGUUUAAAGUCUCGAGAUGUACUUAACUUUGAAGAUAAAAUAUUACAAAAUAAAGCUUUGGAAAAGUUAACUCCAGAAAGUAUCGAGUUAUUUUUAAAUUUUAACAAAAGUACAGAAUUAUUUUAUCAUGAACAAAUGAUGUUGAAAUUGAUGAAAUGGUUUAAAGAAGAAUUUUUUGAAUGGGUUGAUACACCUACCUGCCAAUCUUGUUGUAAUACUACUAAAUUUAAAGGAAUAAAUCAUGAAAUCAAGGAAAAAAAUGUUAGGUAUGCUGAAAUCUACGAAUGUGAAAAUUGUCAUUUAAUUACUGAUUUUAAGAGAUAUGGUAUCUGUGAACAACUAUUAAUUGUUCGUAAGGGUAGAUGUGGUGAAUGGGCUUAUUGUUUCACUCUUUUCUGUCGAGCACUUGGCUGGGAAGCAAGAUUGGUAGUUGACCAAACUGAUCAUGUGUGGACAGAAGUUUGGUCAGUUCAACAAAAGCGAUGGAUUCAUUGUGAUCCUUGUGAAACUGCUCUAGAUAAACCAUUACUAUACGAAAAAGGGUGGGGCAAAAAGUUAUCAUAUAUUUUAGCUUAUUCUAAUGAAGAAGUUCAAGAUGUUACCUGGCGCUAUACUAGUAACAGUGAUGAUAUUUUAAAAAGAAGAACACUUUGUACAGAAAAUGAAUUGUUAAAUACUAUUUUAAGUUUAUCACAACAAAGACAAAAUAAUUUAUCAUUAAUAAGAUCUAAGUAUCUUGCAGAAAGACGUUUAAAAGAAUGUAUUGAACUUUUAUUUGGUUGUAAAAUUACUAAUAACGAAAAUUAUGGAGGCAGAACUUCUGGUGCUCUUACUUGGAGAUUAGCUCGUGGAGAAACACAAAUAAACCAAUUUAUUUGGACUCCAACUAAAAGUGAAAUUGCGAAAAAAAAAUUUGAACUUAAGUAUUCUACAGCUAUGGAUAAAUAUAUUCAUGAUAAUAGCAUUUGUGAAGGUUGGCAAAAUGGUGUUUAUAGUUAUAGUUCAUUGUUCCGAAAAGAAGAAUUAGAUUGGAAAAGAGUAUAUCUAUGUAGAGAAGAAAACUGUAAAAAAUCAACAGUAGAAUGGAAGUUUGAUUUCACUUCAACUGAUUUAAUUGUACGGAGAAUAUCAUUAAUUUGUACUUCAACUUUAUUUAGCAAUGGUCAAAUUGAAUGGAAAUUAAUUGGAAAUGACUUUACUAUGAAUUUGCCUGUUAUCGAAAACAUUCAAGAAGUGAUUAUUGAUCAAAUGGAUGGUGCUAAUUUUGUUACAUUAAGUGCAUGUUUAUUUGGUGGAUCUGGUGAUUUAGCUUGGCAACACUCUCAAAUAUUUAGGCAGUCAAUACAUGAUCAAGAAUAUCCAUUUCAAAUUACUUUUAUUCUUAAAAACAAAAAAUUAUAAACUUUGUAUUAAGUUUUUAUAACAAAAAAUAUA